Molecule: messenger RNA, 1305 nt
Organism: Anopheles marshallii
Lineage: Eukaryota; Metazoa; Arthropoda; Insecta; Diptera; Culicidae
Gene: puc
Exons: 4
Coding region: 1-1305 (434 amino acids)
Biological process (GO): protein dephosphorylation; negative regulation of MAPK cascade
Cellular component (GO): cytoplasm; cytosol
Molecular function (GO): MAP kinase tyrosine/serine/threonine phosphatase activity; protein tyrosine/threonine phosphatase activity
Source: RefSeq, a predicted model, not a curated record
AUGAGGAUGAAACAUAAAGCGCCCUGCCUGAUGCUUAGGUUCAUGCCGACAGACAAACACGCCAUCCAUGGGCAACACAAACGGCACAAAGAUAGUUGCGAUGAUUCAUCGAUCGCUUCCAGCACCCGGGUACCACUGGCGCGUAGCUGUUCUAGUCCUGCAGUAUCAUAUGACAUCGAGUCGCAUCCUGCAUCGCACGUUUUUCCGCAUCUGCUGCUUGGCAAUGGUCGAGACGCAAUCGAUCCGUCAACUGUCGGUGCAAACUGUGUGCUGAAUGUCACCUGCCAGCAACCAAGUGGCCAGAUGAAACCGGGCCUCAAGUACAAACAGAUACCGGCCAGCGACACGCCGCACCAAAACAUCAAGCAGUACUUCCAGGAAGCCUUCGACUUUAUCGAGGAAGCCCGGAAAAAGGGAUCGACCGUAUUGCUGCACUGUCAGGCAGGCAUUAGCCGCAGUGCCACGAUCGCGAUCGCAUACGUGAUGCGCUACAAGGGCCUGUCGCUGCUCGAAGCGUACCAGCUGGUGAAGCUAGCCCGCCCAAUAAUUUCGCCCAACCUCAACUUCAUGGGUCAGCUGUUGGAGCUGGAACAGAACCUAAUAGCGGAUGGUAAGCUAGAACCACCGCCACCAUCACCGACGAUGGCUGCCCCACCGCCCAGUCAGCCGCCGUUCUUUCUCAUCGAUAACCGCACCAAGUACAACUCGCUCAACGAGGAGGAGCUGGUGGCCACACGCCGUCAGCUACGCUGUGCGGCUGCCGCUGCUACAACCCAAGACACCAUGGCAGACGAGCGCGAUACGCCGAUGGAUGGGGACGGUGAUGCCGACGACGAUUGCAAGAACAACAACAACCGGGACAGUGGAUGUAGCGUGACCAGCUCUUCCUCAUCCGCCUCGUCCAGCUCAUCAUCCUCGUCGUCCUCCUCGGCAGGCUACCGUAGCGGAUUCAACGGUGGCCGGUUUUUGCCCCCACGGUUAACACUGAAGCUACCAACGACACCGACGUCACCACCCGCGUCUCCGUCGCCCAUUUUUGCGACCUGCUUGUCUUCCGCGUCGUCGUCAUCGUCCUGCUGUUCCACCUCCUCGCUGUCGUCCACACCAUCGCCGACACUUGCCAUAUCGCCGACGAUGGGCGGACAGAUCGGUAUGAGGAAAUCUUCCUACAGCGGACCACCGCACCGACCAUCAAGUCUGGCGACGACAAUCGUGGCCGCGACGAUAGCGAGAGCUGCGGCAUCAACGCCGUCGACAACAACCUGCCACUCGCUGGACGAUCAUCGCAAUGCAAACAGUUCCUGA